Messenger RNA from Coccinella septempunctata (seven-spotted ladybird), 973 nucleotides. RefSeq lists its product as uncharacterized. The transcript is spliced from 2 exons. The record is from RefSeq and is a predicted model, not a curated record. NCBI's taxonomy places the organism in Eukaryota, Metazoa, Arthropoda, Insecta, Coleoptera, Coccinellidae. The coding region runs from base 342 to 668 and encodes 108 amino acids.
UCUUUCUUAGCUUCUUCUCCAAUCAAGACCGCCGUCCGGUAAUAAAUAAUGAACAUGUUGAAAAAAUAAGUUUCAGAUGUCUGACUUGCACACCACCGUAUCUGGGGCGUGUUGGCGUUGCGGCCUUCAUGGACCGACAGGGCUCGCUGGAAAACCCUUCGUCCGAAGCUGCAACCGUUGUGGCCUGUGGGACACCCUGGAGACAUGCAGUUGACUCGGAGAUAGGGGAGAUACUCCUUGGCCGCUCCGGAUACCGACGAGCGAGGAACUCGCCCUCCGAGCAUGUCCGAGGUGCACGACGGACUCGCAGCACCCGCAGAUGAUUCCAAUUCAGGGAAAGAAUGCCCAAGUCAACCAAACCACUGAAGAUGAGACCACCACAGAGGAAAAGGGAAUGGAAACCGCUGUUCCCCGACCUUGUGGUGGUCAGGCCGAUAAGUCCGCUACCCCCGACUCCUCCGCCGCCUACGCCUACCAGGGAGGAAUUAAUAGCUGAAUUCGGUCAUUUGCUGUCCCAGACACCCCCGGGAGAGGCGAACUGGACGCCGUAUAUGCAAACCCUGGCCAGGAACCUGCGCCUGGUAAAUUGGCCGGCAGACAAGUUUUUCCGACUGAAGCUGCUGGUGGGAGGACAACAUCGGUGGAUCAAAAUCCCGGCCAAUAUUUAGCUCCUACUUUAUUUUUGUUGUUGUUGUUUUGUUUGUUCCGCCGAAUUAAAGUUAAUUUGAAGUCUGAAUUUACUUGUUUUUGUAGACCUUUAUCCCGUGUGCUUCCAGAUUAUUCGAUAUGGGAGAUGCAAACGUAUUGGUGCUGCAGGAGGAGGUAGACUUGGAGGGAGACUUUACACCGCCGGUUCUGGACCCCCAGGAGAAGGCCCCAGUUUAUCUGCCGGUAGCCAAGUACCCUUUGUGCUGGCGCUGCGGGUACUCAGACCACGACCGGCGAACAUGCAGAAGGACCCCGUUGAUGUUCU